CGGGUUACGCGCCGACGUCUGGCUGCCACGACUCGCCGUGGCGGCUGCGGCGGCGGCGGCGGCGAGCGGAUCCCGCUGGGGAAGGAGAAGGAGAGGGAGCCGGAGGGGCCGUGAGCGAGCGGGAGGAAGCGGGGUGCUCGCCCGGCCGGCCCGCGGGAGCGAGAGCUAGAGCGGACGGGGCCCGAGCCCGCCGCGCGGCCGCCGCCUCCGCCUCCUCCCCUCCCCUCGCGGCCCGCCCCCGCCUGCAGCCCGCCCUCCUCGCGGCUCAGCCCGCAGAGCCCGGGAGAGGCGCCGCUCGGCUCGCGCGCCGGCCAGAACAGGUGUGCGCGCGCCUCCCCCUCCCUCCUUCCCUCCCUCCCGCUCGCGCCGGCCUCGCGCGCGCCAGCCUCCCUCCAGCCUGCGCCCUCCCUCACCUGCGGCAGGACAGCGCCCGCCAGCCCGCCCGCCCCGAUCUCGCGAGAGUGGCUGACUGGCUGUGGGGGUUGCGGCGGCAGCAGGCGGAGCCGGGGAGGGAAAGCAGCGGCGGCUGAGGCGACUGAGGCGGCGGGCGGAGCGGCAGGCGGCGGCGCGGCGGCGGAGCGCAGCAUCAUGGCGGACCGAGACAGCGGCAGCGAACAGGGUGGUGCGGCGCUGGGCUCGGGCGGCUCCCUAGGGCACCCGGGCUCGGGCUCAGGCUCCGGCGGGGGCGGUGGUGGCGGCGGGGGCGGCGGCGGCAGUGGCGGCGGCGGCGGGGCCCCGGGGGGGCUGCAGCACGAGACGCAGGAGCUGGCCUCCAAGCGGGUGGACAUCCAGAACAAGCGUUUCUACCUGGACGUGAAGCAGAACGCUAAGGGCCGUUUCCUCAAGAUCGCUGAGGUGGGCGCUGGCGGCAACAAGAGCCGCCUCACCCUCUCCAUGUCUGUGGCCGUGGAGUUCCGCGACUACCUGGGCGACUUCAUCGAGCACUACGCGCAGCUGGGCCCCAGCCAGCCGCCCGACCUGGCCCAGGCACAGGACGAGCCACGCCGGGCGCUCAAGAGCGAGUUCCUGGUGCGCGAAAACCGCAAGUACUACAUGGAUCUCAAGGAGAACCAGCGCGGCCGCUUCCUGCGCAUCCGCCAGACAGUCAACCGGGGGCCCGGCCUGGGCUCCACGCAGGGCCAGACCAUUGCGCUGCCCGCGCAGGGGCUCAUCGAGUUCCGUGACGCUCUGGCCAAGCUCAUCGACGACUAUGGAGUGGAGGAGGAGCCGGCCGAGCUGCCCGAGGGCACCUCCUUGACUGUGGACAACAAGCGCUUCUUCUUCGAUGUGGGCUCCAACAAGUACGGCGUGUUUAUGCGAGUCAGUGAGGUGAAGCCCACCUACCGCAACUCCAUCACCGUGCCCUACAAGGUGUGGGCCAAGUUCGGACACACCUUCUGCAAGUACUCGGAGGAGAUGAAGAAGAUUCAAGAGAAGCAGAGGGAGAAGCGGGCCGCCUGUGAGCAGCUCCACCAGCAGCAGCAGCAGCAGCAGGAGGAGACCACCGCUGCCACCCUGCUACUGCAGGGUGAGGAAGAAGGGGAAGAAGAUUGAUCAAACUGAAUGAAACACACACACAAACACACACACACACACGCAUACACGUACGUGUACACACACACACACAGCCACACACAGAGAGAAAAUAUACUGUAAAGAGAAAAAUAAAAAGUUAAAAAGUUUAAAAAAAAAACUUUAAAACUCCAAGGGAGCACCACCCACAGAACCUCCACCAACUGACAGUUUCUCUUCUUGACUUGCCACCCAUCGCUGGAUGUUGUCCACUUUAUCCACCAUAUAAAACAGUAAGCAGCUGCUAAAAACAAAAAACAAAAAAUAUACAAAAAGUAAUAACAUUAUAUGAACUGUGUUUCCUACUUGAUUAAAAAAUAUAAAGAACUGAGUGUUUAUUUCCCUAAUUAACCAAGAACUUUUGUACACGUUUAAGCUAUUAUUAUUAAAAGUGUUUGCAAAAUGGUCAAGAUUAUAAUAUUGCUGAAUUAUAUAAAAAGUCCUUUUCAUGUUGAGCUAACAUUUGACUUUAGCACAAAAAAAAGAGAUAUUUUAGAACACGUAAAAUAAUAUUUUUAGUUUUUCUCAUUUUGUUACCAAAUUUCAAACCUUACAUGGAGGUUAUUAUAGUAUAUUUGACAUCCUAUAUACCUGUGAUUAGAGAUGUGUAUAUAUAUGAGGGCUAGGCAUGCUGUGUGUCUGAGCUUUGUCUAAAUGUUAUGCAGAAGUUUGUAGAGUUCAAGGUACGUAGGUUUAAUUCAUGCAAGGUAAACAAUAAGUGCUCUCUUUUAUACAAUAUGCAUUGCAUCUGGACCUUAAACAUAUAAAAUGGUCAGUGAAACUUCUGUGAACAUGAAGAAAUUAUUAAAAAAGGCAUUUAAAUGAAAUUUGCUAAGUUGUGAUUUUUAUGGUUGGAACCAAAGUUAUCCAAAUAGUAAAAGAAAAAGGAGAAGGAAAAAGGAAAUUUCCCAUUAUAUUUUUCUGCAUCUGUUUGCUUUGACCGAGUAGGUGUUUUGUUAUUAUUGUGUAUAUGAGAUGUACUUGUAUUGUUCAUAAUAUAUAUUUUUUAUUAUGUGUAGAAAGAUUUUAAAAACCUAACUAACGUGCAGCAAUUUCCAGUGAACCUGUACUUGGGUAUCAGGUAGUGAGUCUAUUUGUGGUCACUAGCACUGUCUCCUAAACUUGUAAGAGGUCUGAAGCUAUCCAUUGAUUUUUGCCAGUGCUAUUAACUUAUGUAGACCUGUUUAAAAGCAAAGCAACACCAUUAUAGUUAUCCUACUGAGCCAUGGAUACUGAGUUUCAUUUUAAAAGUGAAAGCCAAGUUGGUGUAUGUAAAGGAUUUCCAUGUAGCUGUGGUGCUAGUUAUUACUGGCUACAUUAUAUGCUAAGUGUAUUUGUGUUCCCCAAGUGUACAAGCCUUCUGUCAAAAGUAUGUUCUAUUAUCACUCAUAUUCAAAGUGUAGGGUAUGAACACGCAAGCCUAGGAGAGCACUUUACCAAGCUGGUGUCCUCCACUGAAAUUGUUUGUAACGAUAGUCUCUUACAGGUUUUCAUUUUAAGAUGUUUGUGUGCUUUUAAUUGACAACUAACUUCUUGCUGCUGUAUAGUAAAAUAUUAAUAUAUUUUUUAUCAUUAAACUGCUGCAUGACUAUCAUCUUUGAGUGAAGAGAAAAUGUUAUAAAAAAAGAUGCCUUAAAUACAGUACAUUUUGGUUUGGAAUUCUGUAGAAAGUAUUUUGGUAAAAAAAGAAAAAAGAAAAAAAGAGGAUCUUGGAUCUUGUUUGACAGAGAGAGUUCUGGACAUGCAAUUGUUUCUUGGCAAAUCCAGCCAUCUAGAUCUACCUGCUGUAUGUAGAAGAAACCACCUGUAGGACUGGGAAGGUGUCAGUACCUCUCCCGUUGGGAAGCAUCGGCCUAGGAAGGCAGAACAGUUGUCUUUUUUGAAGGAAUUUUUUUUUUUUCCCUGCUGGCUCUUUAGGUUUUGAUUUGGUAUUUUUAAGCUUUCUGGUUGAGUGUGUUGUCUUUGUUUUUGAGAUCUACUGUAUGUGUUGAAUAACAAGCUAUUUUCAUUGUACUGUGCAUUUUCCCAUUGUUUGCUUUUCAUAUUCAUACAAUGUUAAAUAUGAGGUGACCGUACAAUAGUUAGGAGUUUCUUUACUUACAAAAUCACUGGAAAUUAUUAAAUUGCUUUUCCCCUCCCCCAAGGUGCAUUUUUUAUUAUUUUCAUAUAGUAAAGUUGAGCUUUUACAGUGCAUAAUGUGACAUUUGGAAUGCUUAUCAACUGCAUGUAAACAUUAAUAACCUGCACUUUUUGUCUUAAGGUUUGUUGAGCUGUUUUGUUCACUGUACUUUAACUGUGAUAUGGAAAAAAGAUUGCAUUCUCCGUGCUGUUUCUAAUUAGGGAAGAGAAUUGCUUUGAUUUUGUCUCUUGUUUACUAUAGCUCUUUAAAGUUAAGCCUUGUGCUACAAGUUGUUGGAGUACUCCUAGAUCAGUGUUUCAUAGUAGCCAGCAGUCAGUAGUGCAAGUCAACAAAAACACAGCAAACUUAGGCAAAGUGCCCUUUCUUUGAGAUGCAAGUUCUUUCGUGAGGUUUUCUUUAGGGUCAGCUACCUAAAGUGAACCUUUCUUACCUACAGACUUCAGAUUCUGCUCGGAAUCCUACCAGAUCAAGAAGCACAUGUAUUGUGCAGUUGUCUUUACACUAUGACAGUUAAACACAAUCUUACUAGGACUUUGAAUCCAUUGCCUGAUUGAUGGUCGUUGGGUUUAAAAAGAAAUCCACAUGCAGAUCUUUUAAGACUUAAAAAGUAGUCGUAGAGAAGACUGAGUGACUGUAAAGAUGCUCUUUUUGUUUAAAGCAUCUCACUUUCUCUCCCCUUCCCUUUCUCCUGUUUCACCCUUCCCCUACAUUUCCCCUCCCAGGUGCUCGGUACUUUACCAAGGUUCUAUAUUUCAGUGUAUUCUGUUGGAGUCUCUUCUUGUUUUUAUUUUACUAGUGGGUAGCCCCAGUUUGUGCUGAAAAGGGGGGAGGGUAUAUUUGACCAUAUGUGUUACUCAUAGAAGACAGUAUGAUCAAAUGUGCCAAAAACAAGCAAACAGAACUUAAUUCAUGACAAGUAUGCCUUAUUUUUAUUGAUCUGCUUUGUCUUACAAUUAAGGUCCAAGAGCUUGGUUAAACUAUGUUAUUUGCCUAAGUAAAAAAAAAAAAAAGAAAACUUGAAAUGCAUUGAAAUAUUGAUGUUCUUUAAAAUGAGAGACACUGUCAAGUAAUUUUAUCUAGAGAUCAGCUACCAGAUUUGAAGAGAGAGAGAGAGAGAGAGAGAGAAAGAGAGUGUGUUGGUUGUGGUAAUGGUGAUGGUAUUUGUGGCUUUUUCUCCCCUUUUAAAUCACCAAAUCUUAUUUUAAAGCUACCUUUUAUUUGUGCCUAUUUAUCAUGCUGAUGUUAGAAGCAGCAGUCAUCCAGCCACAGAGGGAGCUAGAGUUAACUAACCAAAACCGUAGAAAUCAUAUAUGCCUUUGACAACAAAGGAAGUUCAUAGGAAAGCCAUGUUGGCUUUUCCUCCACUAGACACACAUUGGAGGUAUAUGAAUAUUUGCCAAAUGAGAAAAAAAGACAAAGUAGUCAGGAAAGACAAACUUUUCCAGCUUCUCAAAAGCCAUGGAAAGUAGAAACCAAAACCAAUGGGAAAUUUAAGAGACCUUGAAAGUCUCACUUUCUAGUCCCAUGCAGGGGUUAAAAUUUGACUCAAAAUGGAAAGUCUAUCAAUUUUUGUUUUUACGCCUUUACAUCUAGAGAUGGAUAACUAUUCCAGUUUGAUUUUUUUUUUUUCAGGUAAUGGAGAAAGCUGCUAGUGAUUUUAACCCCUGCUGAAAGGAGACAGAUAAUUUUAUUUGGGAGCAAAUACUUAUUGCCUUGAGAAUAGCACUGUAAUAGUUUAUGUUAAUUAGUCAUAGAAUAACCUUUAUCCCUUUUGAGCUAUGCAAAUUAUUAAAUAGGUGUAAAUUAGAAUUCAAUUAAAGAGAGUUGAUUAUAUUGCAAUCAGAUGGCAUUCACAAACUUAACUGGAGCAUAUACAAAUAAAAUCUAUUAGUUUAAGAGUUUUUUUUUAACGCUGACAUAAACGAUAUAAUUUAGCUACCUGUUCUAAAAUGCUGAGUACUAUUAACAUUGUAUGAUAGGUCUGGAAAGACUGUCUCCUUUUUUUGAAGAGAGAGAUUAAGAAUUUUUAUAAUUGUUUUUCAUCAAAUUUUAAUAUUUUUGUCAAGUUUUUAGGUAUUUAAUUUGUAAAAAACAGUUUGCUUUGUACUGGCAUACAGAUAUUAGGGAAUUGAUUUUAAACUUUUUGAAGCCAAGUGAUCAAGUACAUUUGUAAUAAAAGUCAAUGGAUCUCUAUCAGUUGUACUCACUGUUUCAUUUCUUGUUCUUAUCAAUGUAGGCAUUCGUACCUUUUUCUGCAGGAAAAUGGAGCUAGAUUUGGGUGGAAGGGAGGGGAAAAAGAAAUCUGUUAGAAGAAUCUGGGUGGGUUUGGUGGCCCAAGCACUUCAUAAUAUCCUUACACGGGUUAAGAUUUAGAUCUCUGGAAAAGAUAUAAUGUCAUCUUUUUUCUUCCUGAUUUUUUUAAUGGAACUUGAUGUUUGGAGAAGUUAUCAUAGUUUUGUUUCUUCACGUUAACAUUUUGUGUCUGGCGAUGUUGAAACUUUUUAAACUGUGUUAACACAGUUUUCUCUCAUAAAAUUUUGGGUUAAUCUGCCAGCCGUGGUGACCCCAUCAUGGGUGUGGAAUUAUUUUUAUCUUUAGAUAGCCUACCUUCUCUUUUCCAGUAUUUCCAUUAGCUUUUCUUUCAUGUUAUACGCUGAUACGUACAUACACAGAUGAUUUAGAAUGGGGAUUCCUGAAAUUACUUGGGUAGCUUUCAUAGCUCCACAGUUGUUUGGUUUUUUUUUUUUGUUUUUUUUUUUUUUAACACAAAAGUGUAGUUUUAGUAUUUCCUUCCUCAUAAAAAGUGAAAUAGAAAAUCAGUUUCCCCCUUUUUUGUUGUUUCUUGGAUAUCAUGUUGAAGUUUUGUUUACUGUGUGAAGGAAAGCUAAGACAAGGACGCCUUCUGCACUCUAGAUCCGAAACAGUGGGAGUAUAACACUUAUGUUGUUAUCUCUAAAUUCCAGUAUCAGUAACUUAGAGAGAGUUCAUGUUUCGUCAUGGAAUACAAUAAGAGAUCUUUUUAAUUGCUUAAGCAAAUUUACUAGUUUGGAGUUUGCUUUAAACUUUAUCAAAAUUAAAACAUUGUUUUCUUCAUUGUAAGCCAAAAGUAGGCCAUUCAUAGUAACUAUAAAACUAAAGUGAUCACUGCUUAAAAUGACUGUUUAUCAGUACAUUUCUUGAGAAAAGCUGACUUAAAGAUUUAUGAAACCAAACCUAAAUUUAAGGCCUUGGCCAUUUGACAGGCUCUUUUUGAGCAGAAAUUUCAUUGUUACGGGAUACGUAAUGAUCUUUAAACUAGCAUCAGCACAGUCUAAAUUAGCAUUAGUAGAACUUCAAGAUUAAAGAGCAAGCAGAUGAAAUAUGAGAAAUGUAGCUGGUUCUAAGCAGUUUGCCAUCCUCCAUCUACAAACUACCAGAUUUUGAGGGUCUAGGCAACUUACAUGGUCAGAAAAGUUGAAUGUGGAAAAUAGCCUCUUGAUGUUUUUGGGUUUUUUUUGUAAGAAUUUUAUAGCUAUUCCAUUUUUGCCUUCAUGUUAUGUUUUAUGUCUCCUUUUCAUUACAUUUGAUAUCUUCUCCCUCCCCUUUUUUGCUCCCUUCUGUUGUCUAGCUUUUGUGAAAAAUUGUCCUGUGGAUAGUUGUAGAAUUGUGGUGGCGAUCUUUUGUGUAAAAUAUUUUAUUGUUCUUGGAAUCAUAAUAUUUUUGUGCUUCCAUGAAUACAUACUUUGUUUUUAUUAUUAAUUUGCAUAGUAAUUACAUUUUUUUAGCAUUUCGUGGGGGAAAGUAAACUAAUGAGUUUUAAUUUUCUUGGUUUAGGAUCCACUUUAGCAAUUUAGAAGGCCUGUAAGGUUAAAGAUCACACUCUUGUGUGUUGGAAUUUGGAAAUAUUCUUGCUGGUAUGUGUUUGGGUCUCAGAUGUAUUACUGCGAAAGGCUUCUAGGAGGAUUUAAGUGACAGUUAAAAGUUAGAGGACAGGUGACACUCACUUGAGUAGCUCAGACAGUAACAACAGUCAGGCAGUAAUUUUCGCUCACUGAUGUUAAGUCAUACUCUGCUGAAAUGGGUUGACAGUUGGCAGUGCAGUUAGCUGUUGGUAGCUCUUGACCUCCUUGCAAAGUACAUCUGGCAACUUGACUCCUCCAUUCUCCUUUCUUUAUGAUCCUGCUCAUGGCAUCGAACUCCCCUCCUUCAGAAAGAAGUGAAAUAAUGACUCUUUUCUUUGAACAUAGCUAAGUGACGAGCCAGAAAGAUUUCUCUAUUUUGAAGUAAUUUGGCCUUUUUCUCCCCCCCCCCCCCCCGACGGCUGUUUUUCCCAUAGUCUUAAUUUGAAGAGCAUCUAAAUGAGUGCUUGUUAGCAAAUCUGGGAAAUGGAGAGUGUAAGAAGUGUGUUUAAGUUACGGGGAGAACUGACACUUACUGGUUUGGAAAUUGGAGAGCAGAAAGGAUAAAGCUGUUUGUUUGUGAAUGGGGGUGUGAGAGACACAGAAGAGUGAUGGGAAGUAACGUAAGAGGAAUUUUUAUUGGCCACAGAAAAAAGUACUAAGAUGAACUCUGAAUGGGAAGUGUUGACUAAGAACAUUGAGGUUGAGCUUCACUAAGGAAGUGUGAGUGGGCCCCUUGUUGGCUAAGAGAAAACUGUUUGAUUGUAGCUAUUUAUGGUGAUGAUGAUGGAUGAUACAAAUCAGUUUUGGUGUGUGUGUAUGGUGGCUUGAAGGUUUAUGGUAUGUCUGCUCUGAACAAAUUUAAGUAGCACAGUUGUGAAAUGGCAGCUUUUCUGGUCAAGACAGAUUGGUGUUGGAAACGUACUAUUUUGGAAGAAAAAGAUAACAGUUCACCCUUUUUCAUUUACUAUUUUUUUAAAUUAUCAGUGAAAUUUGUCAUCUACUAUUUUGGGGCUCAAGUGUAGCAUAUGUUUUCAUUUUAAAAUGAUCCUUAUAAUCCACAAAGAUCCACACCCAAAGAUCCUUUCUUUAUAGACACUUUAGCUUUUGGUCAGUAUGCACUUUUUAGAAAACAGUAAACCAGAUAUGGUCACUAAAUUGCUAUUUUAAAGUAUCUUUUCUACUUCCUUUACAUUUGUAGUCCUAGCAGCCAUCUAACAUUGUGGAUCUUAAGAAACCCUCAGUAAUAAGUUUACAGAAUUAGACAACAUAUCCCCUGAACUCAUGUUUCUAUUUGUUUUCCUACUUCAACAUUGUAGAAUUCCCUGUAGCUGAUGUAGACAGAUGUUAAUUAUAAUUUAAUCUGUCUCCCAGGUUCUUGUGUUCUUUGUAAGGUGAAGUGACAGUGAUUAGUUAUCUGCUCUAUAAUCCCAGCAAUGUUUUAAAUUAUUUAAGGUAAAUAUUUGUUUUAAAAGUUGUAUAAUUUGAGUUCAGGUUGACUGUAAAUUUGCUAUACGUUUAUUCUUAGAAAUUUUGACACAUUACUUUCAAGUUUCAUUUUAAUCAGAUACCUAUAUAUUAUUGUUAAGAAUUUGUUUUAAAAUAGCCAAAAAGGAAGUCUUGAUCUGUCCUUGGAAGGUGUUUAUUCUUUUCUCAAGUGUCAAGUUCAUUAACAAUAGUGAAGUAAUUUUCUACAUAACUUACUUUGCAGAGCUGGCACUUAGUAUAAUUUUCUCAUUUUAUUGUGUGUCAGAUUUUAAAUUAUAGGUAACAUACUCUAGUUUAAGUCUGUGCAGAGCCUUCUUAAGUAGCUCCUCCCUUAGGAAUUGUUUAAAAGAAGUGAAGAACCAGUGCUUUAAAUGACUGAGUAUGAAAGGUUUCUUUGCGUCUAGGCAAUGGAGAUAAACGAUAGCCCAUUUCUAUGCUGCAUACAGUUGUUAGGGUUUGAUAAUAAUAUAGGAAAGUGCAAAAGCAGAAAAGACUGUGUAAAAGUGGCCUAUAAAAUUAUAAUUUUCAUUAUUGCACUAUUUAUCUUUGCACUUAAGUUUUUGGAAAUUAAAGACUAGUCACUUUCACUUUUGUUUCUAGUCUCUUCUAAUUUUUUGCAAAGUUGUUUUCAAUAUCCCACCCAAAGUUAAACUCAUAUGCAAUUACAUACGCUUUAUAAGGCCAGGAAAAUAUUUAAUAAUGUUAGCUAUGAAACAGUAAAAUUUGUUUUGGUAAUUUUUUUCUUUAUUUGCCCAUAAAAUUAUUCAUAACUGUGAGCUUUAUUAAACUGUUUAAAUAAAGUAAAAGUUUAGGAUAGGAACUAUGUCAAUGGAUAUGAAAUUGUGUCUUUGAGAUCCAACUUCCAGCCUGGUAUGGCCUGACUUUGGAGUGUUGAUAUAUUUUCAUAGUCAAUGAUAUCCGAGUCUUACUUGGGGCACAUGCUAAAGAAACUGGAAGUACAGUAGGUGGUAGUUCCCUCUUUUAUGUAGCUUUCCAUAAAGUUCAUAUAGUUUCAUUGUGGUUUAUGUCACAUAACUGGUAUUACAUGAAAUGACUGUUCCUUUUGAGAAUUUAAGAUUGACAUCUUUUUGAGGAAUGGUGACAGCAAAGGAUACAGGACUUUCAUUUAACCAGAGUCAGUCUUAUAGCUUCCUUGAUGUGUUCUACACAGAGAACAGAGAACAAAGAAUGUACCUCUGAAUGUGUGAUGCUGUAUUCAGAAAAAAGAAAAGGAAAACGAGUUUUCUCAAUGGAACAGAGAGAUGUAUUUUUGGCUAGAAUUGUUUUUAUAAGUUACUUGAUAAUCUCAUUUUCUAUUCCUUCCCUGUAGCUUUUUACACAUUUCAUACUUAAAACCAGCAAGUAAGAGGCCUCUUUUCAGAUCUGGUUAUUUUGGAAGGUCUGGAUGUUUUCUGGAUGGGGGUGUUGAUCUUGACAUGUUCUUCCCAUCAUGUUCUGCUGGUCAUUGUGGCUCAUAAUGUUUGCAAAUUCUGUUGAAAAUUCAGUGAUGUAUUUGAAGUGAGAAUGUCUUCUACAACAUGGUGUGGAUGUUUGUGGCUAGAUUCCAUGAUGAGGCAUGGUUGUGGAGCCUGUAGCCGUGUUUUUAAUUUCAGUGGAAAGUUUAACCAUUCUCCAGAUCUUAGGUUUAUGUACAGGAAUUGUGCCAGGUAGUUGUCUAAGUGUGGACCAAUUUUGGAAAUGAAAAUUGACGAAUGUGGAUUUGACUCUAGAUAAUUCUGUACUCAAAACUACAAGUGAAAGGCUCACAUCAUUAGAGUUACCUACAUUUGAUGGCCUUAGCUCUUUAAAUGUGGAUGACAUUCAGCAUUAUAUCUGUGAAUUUCUUAGGAAAAGAAAAAAUUCAGUCUUUAUACCUUUUCUUGGAGGCUAAAUUUACCAUAUAUGGAAGUGAGAAAAUUGUAGCAAGUGACUUUUAUUUUUUUAAUGGCGUUUAACCAGCUUAAUUAAUUCAUUUUCCUACUUUUGAGUCACUUAUUUCCCAAAAAUAAAUAAAGGGAAAGAUCAGCAACCCCCACCCAAGGCAAUUUUUGUUGUGUGCCUCCACUUCCCAGUCCUAUUGUACAGUGAAUUACGGGUAUCCCUCUUAUGUCCCUGUAGUGCUUUUUUUUUUUUGGGGGGGGGGUGUCACAAAUACCUUUGAAUAUCUGAUUGAAGUGAUGGACCCUCUCCUUGGGGAAAAAUGCACAUAGUACAGAUAAUUUUGCUACAACCUCAGGGUCAUCACUUAUCUUUUGAAACCCAAGUUAGAAAAUUUUGCUCUGAGCAAACGGUAUAGAAAAUUGUUAUACAAAUAAUUGAUAAAAUUAGGAGCUAUUGGCUUAAAACAUUUCAGAUUGGAAUCAUUAUCAUCACAUGGUGGCCCCUACUAGUGAAAUGUGACAUUGCAAUUAGCUUUGUUAGACUUUAUAACAUCCAGAUAGAAGGGAAAGAGAAGUAAAGUUCUGCGAGCUAUUUAUAAGGAGUCAGGUCAUCUCCAGAUAUGGGAGCCAUUCCUGGUUCAAGGUAGGGGGCAAGGUGCCUGACAAGUUUAGCAGGGUAGAGUUUGAUAAACCACAAUGCUCAGGAUGCCAAGGGGUUAGCCAUUAUCUUAACCCCUUCCUCACCAAAAGAUUUUAGUUUUGUCUGUUGGGGGAAAAAAGAUGGCACUAGGGAAAAAUAAGUUGCCUUACAACUUUGCUGGAACACAUCAGUUUGGUGAAGUAUGGGACACUAGUAUUAUUUUUGAGAAGGUGCAUAAAACCAAAGUAAAUUAUUCUCUAUGUAGGACAUUAUUUACUAGUAACAUUUGUUUGGGUGUAUUAGCUUUGACAAUUUUUACCAGUAAAUAACUGCUUUUAUUUAAAACUGGGAGUCCAGUUUACAUAUAGGAUAGUUGAUAUAUCCAUCUCUCCCACAUGUAAAGACUAGUCUAAAAGAUUUAUGCAUACUUUUUACUUUUUUCUCUUGGUACCAUGGGGUGGGGGUGGGGAGGACUUUGACGCAACAACUGACAGAUGUCUUCAAAUUUAGAAAUCAAGAAGCAGCACUUUAAGUCUAAUUCCACACCAUUUUAGUGCAUGUAUUAGUUUAAUAAUGAUUUUUGGUGCAUGCCUUUGGGCUUAUUCAAAAGUGUACAAUAGAAAAAGUGUAUUUCCUUUCUUAGAAAGGAGAUGUUUUUCUACUUUGCAACAUGUGAUUACAAAAAUCUUCCUCUGUGGGAAGAUUAACCAUGUAUUGAACUACUGAAAAGUAUAUAUUUUUAGAUAUACAGAAGGAAUCUACACGGGGCAGCAUUCAGACCUAUAUAGAAGUCAUAGCAUUCUGUAUAGGACCAAAAGGAAGAAACAUUACACACUUAAACAGACUUUGUUGGGUAGAAAUACCUUCCGAUCUUGCAUUGACUUCCAAAAAGAAAAUGCCGCAGAAGUUUGCUGAAACUUUUGUUUGAAUUUUCUCUGUCAGUGUAUUUAGCCCAAAUGCAACAGCUUUGGGUUAGCACAAUGUAAGAAUCAAAACACAAAACUAAAUAGUUCAGUCCGGUUUGCCAAUCCAGCUUGACUGAAUAAGUAACCAAUCACUUGCAAACUGAAAAGCUGUCCAACUCCUCUAAGGUUUUGACAAAAUAACCUUGGCUGAUGUGGGAGCAUUCCCACUUUGGUUUCUGACCUGACAGCAAAGAUUCAUGCUUGACAUGAUUUCAGACCUGACAGUGUCUGUUUAAGGAGCCAUGGUACAGUUUGCUAAUUCAAUCCCAGAUACCUGUUGAUUACCUGUAAGAUCUAGAGUCAAAAGCAGCCAGCAGCCGUAUCCCUGAGUGCUCUGUGCCCAUCAGAUAACGUGAAGUAAGCAGAGUUGGGACAGGUCACAGCUCUGAGGAUUGACCUCAGAUCAGAGCCCCAGAUUCAAGAAUUGUAUCUGCUUUCUCGGGAGUCAUUGAACUAAUGUCCCACACUGCGUUACUUACAGUAGAUGCUCUCCAAGAGGAGGCCCAGAGCACACAUCCUAAUUGCUCGUGGUACUCAGAGAGGGGGUGCUAACUCUGAUGCCCUGGCCAAAUUCCAGUUUAGGGAUGUGGGUCUUCUUGUCAUUCUAAUUGGAAAUGUGCAUCACGUCCCAUUUUUCCUAUUGCUCUCAGUGCAAACUACACGAGUCUGUUCUUUUGUCCCAGUCCCAAGUCUCCAAGAUACUGGUAUUAAAUGAGCCAGGUUCAUGCCUUAUCUUAAUACACACGAGUUGAAGAAUGACGGAGCUUGGCAUCAGGAUGCCCUGUACUUGGAGGGUGGACUCUUGUGAUGCUUGGGCAUGAAACCUCCCCUCUUUCGGCAUAUGUUAGGGAAUGUGCGCUGGUUGGAAGCCUCCAACCAUAAAGGUAUGAGCUGAAACCAAUUCCCCCUCUUUUCUUAUAGCAUGAUGAGAAAGUCUGUUGGGUUUUCAGCAGUUGGGGAAGGCCGGAGUUCUGCAGCUUUAAUCUGGGAAACUAGCUGGUUUAGUCUGGGUAACUAAGGCUGGGUUGAGCAGGUCUUUGGUAAAUUAACUGGGUUCUCAGAUGCCUCAGACUCCGUGAGAAGUCAUCAUUAUUUUCAAUGGCCAUGAUAGAGUCCCCCUGUAGCCAUUACUUUAAGAUUACAUUCAGAGUUGCUUUAUUUUGAGCUUUUGUGUACACACAAUCCCAAACUGGAAAAACUUAAAAAGGAAUCCUGCUGUGAAAGGUAUAUAUUACUCUAGAUUUUUCUUACUGUAAAUAUUGUAAGAUUGUAAUACUGUCGAUAUUUUAUUAACCAACAAAUGUUAAUCUAUGUGAAAUCAGACUUAUUUUAAAUGUGCUUCUUAUUUACUGUGUGUGGUCCCUGUUGCUGACAGUAUUAAGUUAUAUUCUGAUGUAAGAUUAACUUUAUUAAAGAAUGUAAACAUUAAUGUUUCCUUAUGGGAAAACAAAUAAAGUAUAAAGAAGACAAUUCUUUUCAUUGAAAUAUACUGUGUAUUUACACUUGCUAGACCCAGCACCACUUAUAAACUUAGUACACUGUCCAGUUUCAGUUAACACAGCUGACACGGUUGUGCUCUGCUUGAAAGUCUAAGCCUUGGUGUUGUUGGAAUAUAAACAGUUUGUUUUUGUCCGCUGUGAAUCACCUUGAAAUUUCUAAUCAAGUUUGUAAAAUUUUUAUAGUAAAACAUUUUAAUGACAAUUUAAAAAAAUUAUCUUCUCUCAAGAAUGGUCAAAACAAUAUCCUUUCAGAAAUAGAGUUGCUCUUUACUAUCUUUCCAAAAUGACUUUGGUUAAAUGGACCAGGUGUAUAUUAGUUAAAAUCUAGGGCUAAGUUCUUGAUAUUCUUUGAGUUUACAAGUUAAUCCUUAUUGGAGUUGUGCCAAUAUACAAUAGAAUAUCAUUAAUUUGCACUGUUUGGGGACCCCAUUUAAGAAUGCUGAAUUUUGCCAACUAAAAAGUAAGCAAAUGCAAUUUAAAACGUAAAUUUGAGCAUUCUGUGUUAAAUAUGUGCAGUUAUCAUAUGAAGAAGCGCAGUGUGUUGGGCUGUAAUAUAACCAUAUUUGCUGUCAUGUUCUCCCAUCUCAGUGCUGGGAACUCACCAUGUGGAAACCAAGCAACCGUGUUGUGCAUCAGCCGGCUUGAGUUUGUUCAAUAUCAAAGCUGAAGCUAGCGAGGUCUGCUGUACUGCUUAUUGAAGUAUUGUGAUUCUUUUAGGCAUUGAUUCUUACAAAAUAUAUACUGUAACAGUAUACUUUGUACAGAUUUAAAUUUUAUUUGAAAAAAAUGAAAUAAAGUAGGCAAAAAAUAAAGAUGUUUAUUUUUCAUGUGACUACGUAAACA
Meriones unguiculatus (Mongolian gerbil) is the source of this 14905-nucleotide messenger RNA. RefSeq names its product purine rich element binding protein A (gene Pura). Gene Ontology annotation, molecular function: RNA polymerase II transcription regulatory region sequence-specific DNA binding; DNA-binding transcription factor activity, RNA polymerase II-specific; purine-rich negative regulatory element binding. Gene Ontology annotation, biological process: regulation of transcription by RNA polymerase II. Lineage: Eukaryota; Metazoa; Chordata; Mammalia; Rodentia; Muridae. The transcript is spliced from 2 exons. Gene Ontology annotation, cellular component: nucleus. Bases 589 to 1554 code for a protein of 321 amino acids. The record is from RefSeq and is a predicted model, not a curated record.